AACACUGUAAGUUUUUCCUUCUAUAAACACAGAAGAAGAAAAAGAAAAGGAGGAUCUCCAACGAAAAUCCAAAAUUCCCCGGACUUUUGAUCGGAUCGCCAUGGCAAUUGCUUCGGAUGAAACAACGUGUAUAUGCAAUCACUGUGACAGAGCUAUCCCUUCUUCAAAUAUUGAUUUGCAUUAUGCUUAUUGCUCCCGCAAUCUGGAGAAGUGUAAAGUUUGUGGUGAAAUGGUCCCAAAAAAGCAUGCCGAGGAACAUUUCUUAAACACCCAUGCACCGGUGGCCUGUUCACUAUGCCGUGAGACAAUGGAACGUGAAAUUUUAGCUAUCCAUAAAGGUGAAAAUUGUCCCCAGAGAAUUGUCACUUGUGAGUUCUGUGAGUUUCCAUUGCCUGCUAUUGAUCUGGCUGAGCAUCAGGAAGUCUGUGGAAAUCGGACAGAACUCUGUCAUUUAUGUAACAAAUAUGUUAGACUUCGAGAAAGAUACAACCAUGAAACUAGGUGCCCUGGCAUCCCAGAAAAUACUGCAGGACCUUCCAGGGAUGUCAGGACGACAGAAAGAGAGCAAGGUGCUUCGAGGAGGCAGCCACCUGAAUUUUCACGGAGAAGACUUCUAUACACCAUUGCAAUUACAGGUGUUGCUGUCGUAUUAGGAUCACUCUUUUUUCAGAGGAAGACGGAGGCAGCAGAUGGACAUUAGUAGAAUUAAGGGAGGGACACCGGCUAUCAUAUUUUGUAAAUCAGCUUAAUUACAUAUUCCAUUCCUGUAUCUGAAUGUAUCCGAGUAUAUGGUACCAUUUAUCAACUAACUGACAGCCUGAGCAAAUGCUUGUUUCUUGGUUUAUAAAUUGCACGCUGACUGAUACUCUCUUUACACCACCAUUGUUUAACUCAUCGUUCAAUUCUAUGUGCCGAUUUACCUU
Messenger RNA from Rubroshorea leprosula, 923 nucleotides. The record is from the annotation of a GenBank genome assembly. Lineage: Eukaryota; Viridiplantae; Streptophyta; Magnoliopsida; Malvales; Dipterocarpaceae.